Messenger RNA from Echinostoma caproni, 442 nucleotides. The record is from the annotation of a GenBank genome assembly. NCBI's taxonomy places the organism in Eukaryota, Metazoa, Platyhelminthes, Trematoda, Plagiorchiida, Echinostomatidae.
UCGGAUGAUGAUGAAGAAAAUGAUGAUGAUUACGACGAUAAUGUUCAUGACGAUGAUGACGAUGAUGAUGGUGAUGAUGAUGAUGAUGAUUAGAAUGAUGAUGAUGACGAAGUUGAUGUUGAUGAUGGAGACGAUGAUUAUGAUGAUGAUGAUUAUGAUGAUGGUGAUGAUGGUGAUGAAGAUGAUGAUGAUGACGAUGAUGAUUAUCAAGAUUCGCAUAAGUAUGAUGCUGAUGAGGAUGAUGAUGAUGAUGACUCGGAUGCUGAUGAUGAUGAUCUUGAUCGUGAUGAUGAUCGUUCGGAUGAUGAUGAUGAUGAGGAUGUUGAUGAUGAAGUUGAUGAUGUUGAUGGUGAUCCUGAUGGUGACGAAGAUNGAUGAUGAUGAUGAUGAUGAUGAUGAUGAUGAUGAUGAUGAUGAUGAUGAUGAUGAUGAUGAUGAAUAG